GGUGAAUUUUGGAGGAGACCAAACACAACCCGUUCUCGCUCUUCACAUUGUCCUUGACCAGAAGGACCAGAAGCAGCUGAGGUGCAUAGGGCAAGAUGGAGCGCACUAUUUUGAGGAAGUCUCUCAUGGCAAGAGUGCCUAUCCGGCCGUCAAUGCCUGUCGCGAUCCAACGGCGAAGCGUGUCCCAGGCCCAGGCGUCGACAGAGCAACAGCAGAACCCGCACGUUAUCUUCGACGCCGAGGUCAACCCGAAUCUCGCCCCCGUCCUCACGGAGAUCCAGAACAAGAUUGUCCUCCCUUCCUAUCUCCCCCGGCACCAGCGUCAGCGCGUCUUCAACCCCAAGUUCCGCCACUCGCUCAAGACCAACCCGGUCAUCAUCGAAAUCGACGGCCUAGCCCACCGCUUCGAGCACAUCCCCCUCGAGGCCCGGCCGUCGACGCGGGCCUGCGUCUACAGCGCGCUGCAGAAGAUGGAGACGGCCCGGGACUGGUCCAACUUCAUCCGCCUCUUCGCCGGGCUGCGGCGCGCUCACAUCCACCUGUCCACCCCGAACUGGGUCAAGAUCAUCCGCCAGGUCGGCACGAAGCGCCACAUCUACGCCAUCAUCGACGCCGCCAGGCAGAUCCGCCGCACGGGCCUGGCGCUUGACGUGCCGGCCAAGCUGCACGAGGUACUCUUCUUCGCCCAGCUCAAGGCGCUCGAGGCCGGGUGGGCGAAGGAGGAGCUCGAGCAGGCCCUGCGGUGGUCCGUCAUCGUGCUCGACAUGGUGGCCGAUCCCCGUCACGAGAUGGCGGAGAGCCGCCGCCCGGCCUGGCUCGUUUGGCCUCUGGCCCGAGAUCCGUUGGCCCUGGCGGCGCCGCUGCACCUUGCGGCCGCACUGGCGGUGGGCCACCAUGGCGGGCAGGACGUGGACGGCCAGGUCGCGGCCUGGGCCAAGCAGGUCGUGGGCGUAUGGCCGGAGGGCAAGGGAGUGGUGGCUCUGUAUCCCGAGGCAGCCUACGAAGAUGCCAAGAACGGAGGUGUAGGCUUCCUCAAGGUGGGAGGAGACUACGUUGCCAAGGUUGCCAUGGUUCUGCACGGCCUGAAGCUGGCAACACAAGUGGUAGAACCCGCGCUGGCGGAAAAGCUACAGGGGAUCGUCAGAGCCGUUGAGCCGGAGCUGGCUGGGCGACUCGAGCAAAUGGCAGAGCUGCACGGGGACGGUCUGCCGGCACAAGUGUACAGCAAGCAAUUCGACAGCACAGGAGCGUUGAAGUUGGAGGUCAGUGUGGCCCCGUCGAAGGAGGGAGGAGAGACUGCGAGCGAGGCAUGAACAAGGGGCGACAAAGAAGAGGAAAGAGGAAAGAGGAAAGAAAAGAAGGAAAGAAAGCCUUCAUCCUCCUGGACCAAAGGAGCAGGCCAUGAUCGUUGCCUGGAUGAAAUAUGGCAGGCCAAGGGGGUUGGAUAUCCCAACACCCCCAACAGCAGCUCCCACCUUAAUCUUGGCGUUGGAAGAAGAGGAAAAAAUUGUACAAGUAGAACCUAGAUAUAUGUACCUAUACAGACAAAACAAAAUCCCCAACAAAAAUACCGAGGAGAGGAAGCAGAAACGACUCUUGCACCCACCUCC
This is a messenger RNA of Sodiomyces alkalinus F11, 1610 nucleotides long. RefSeq lists its product as hypothetical. The transcript is spliced from 2 exons. Bases 153 to 1313 code for a protein of 386 amino acids. NCBI's taxonomy places the organism in Eukaryota, Fungi, Ascomycota, Sordariomycetes, Glomerellales, Plectosphaerellaceae. The record is from RefSeq and is a predicted model, not a curated record.